Messenger RNA from Leguminivora glycinivorella, 999 nucleotides. RefSeq lists its product as uncharacterized. Gene Ontology annotation, biological process: GPI anchor biosynthetic process. The coding region runs from base 1 to 681 and encodes 226 amino acids. NCBI's taxonomy places the organism in Eukaryota, Metazoa, Arthropoda, Insecta, Lepidoptera, Tortricidae. The transcript is spliced from 5 exons. Gene Ontology annotation, cellular component: endoplasmic reticulum. The record is from RefSeq and is a predicted model, not a curated record.
AUGACAUUCCAAAAUGAAGCAUCUUUGCCUUUUCAGCAAAUCUGGGUACCAGGAGAUAAUGACAUUGGAGGAGAGAAUGAGCCCAUCAAGUGGGACAAGGUGAAGCUGUUCCAAAAGGUGUUUGCCCAGAAUCCGGCAGUCGGAGUUAAAGAUAUUUCAUUCUACAGGAUAAACGCCAUCACACACGCAUACCCCAAAGUGCCGGAGAAUGAGACAGACAAUAAUUUCAAGAUAGCUGUCUCACACUAUCCGUUGCUGAUUCGACACUCGUUUGUCACAGAGAUAAACAAACACUACCGUCCAGACAUAUAUUUCUGCGCGCACGACCACGAAUCCAAGUACAUGACGCAAACGCAGCGCUUCGAAAAUACCCAGAUUCAUCAGUUCUAUGACAACGAAAUACUGGAAAUUGGCUUUGGGAUUGAUCUGUACGAGAUAUAUGUCCCGACUUGCUCGUAUAGAAUGGGGACGAGCAAGAUUGGAUACGGGGCGGCAGUUUUAGACCACGGCAACACCCGCCUGCGUUACACCGUGUUCUGGUCUCCCCAGCGGUUCCCCUACCUCUUCGGUUACCUUGCGUUCCUGGUACUCGUUCUAUGCUACUCUCUCGCUUGUAUAGUCAAACUGUUCUGCCAGUGGUAUUGUAGGAGCAACAGUUUACCCUUGUAUACUAAACUUUAGCAGUCACAUGGACACUCUAUGGACAAAUUAAUAUUUAUACUAUAAUGAAAGGUCUUAAGACUCACAGUCUUACCUGAUUUCAGAAGCAAGCAAGGUUAGUGAUCAAUUCACAAGAGCUGGUACAAAUAAUUGAAUGAAAACAAAUGACUGUGUGACAGAUUAACCAACAAAACGUUGGCUCUAGAUUGACAGGUACAACUGUAGGUACCUACCUAUAGCCACAGUAUAAUAAUGAGUACUAUCGUUGAAAGUGCCGCCCACCCCCUCACGGUUACCUCACAGAUAUCGCGAAAACGCGAACAGUCGACCUGUCAUAUC